Molecule: messenger RNA, 1458 nt
Organism: Laccaria bicolor S238N-H82
Lineage: Eukaryota; Fungi; Basidiomycota; Agaricomycetes; Agaricales; Hydnangiaceae
Gene: LbTsp2-D
Product: tetraspanin Tsp2 family
Exons: 2
Coding region: 103-1251 (382 amino acids)
Cellular component (GO): membrane
Source: RefSeq, a predicted model, not a curated record
CAUAGGCGAACCUCUAUCGCCGCCUCUGACAUAUCUAAUGCUGAAUCAACACGCCAUAUCCUCGAUAACACCCCCAGCCUAAACCCGUACAGUGGGCGCUCCAUGCCAACCACUGGUCAGAACUCGACGACGGGUCUCUCUUUAACCAUUAACUAUGUCCCAUCCAAGUUUUCUGGGACCAUUCUCAGGCGCAAAACGACUGCCAAGAUGCCAAAACUUGGUGGGGGCGUCGAAGCAUUCCGGAGUGGUGAAUCCCGGAUGCCUGGACAAACCUUUGGCAACGAAAAUAGAAUUUCCAUGUUCGGAGGGAAAUUGCAAGUAGCGAACAAGUACAGGUGGAACAAGUUCAAAUGGGUGCUCUUUUUCUCCAACCUCUGUGUACGGCCUUCAUUCAUUAUUCAAGUUUUUCUUAACUAUCACUCAUUCCCACAUCUACUACAGCUGACUACCUAUGCCCUUGUCUCCCUUGUUGCCUGUCUACUGACUUGGUUUGACGUGUGGCAACACGCCGACGUGAUGCGUGUUGGUAAUCGUCCUGAACUCAUCGUAUCCACCAUUGGUGCCACCAUCGGUGUUCUGACAUCUAUCAUAGGAUGGGCUGGUAUCCUCCUUAACAAUCGCUCGUUUCUCGCUGUUUACACCUUCAUGACUUGGAUUACCUUCGCAUUCCUCAUUACUCCGGGCUAUAUCACGUUCCGCCGGAGCGAAUACAACCUCGAGGGUAAAAUUAACUCUCAGUGGUCAAAAACACUUGGUGCCGAGGGCCGACUUAGGAUUCAGAAUCAGCUUGAAUGCUGUGGUUAUUUUAGCCCAUUUGUAGAGGCCACUGUCAGCCAGACUUGUUACGCUAGGAGCUUGUUACCUGGGUGUAAAUUGCGAUAUCUAACAUUCGAACGCAAUAUUAUGAGGAAGUGGUAUCACGCUUCGCUCGGGCUGGCACCAUUGCAUAUCCUUGUCAUGAUUGCGGUCCUGUUGUGCUCGAAUCACGUCACAUAUCGCUUUGGAAAGGGCAUGAUGCCUGAAGCAUACCGUUUGGACUUGAAUAGCAUGGCCGUUAUCAUGGAAAACUAUGCAAAUCAGUUGGCGGAAGAAUAUGGAGCAGAAGCUGCUUCAGAGAUUCUCAAGCGAUCUCGAUCAAACCUCAAUCUCAGCGAGAUACCUUCCAAUCCAUUUGAGAACCCUCCACCUACACCAAAUCUUGACGAUUCAAAAUACCAAUCAGCUACUAAGAAGGGGCGAGAACCCUUCUAGCGACAUCCCUUUGCCCACCUCUUGUUCGUUGUUGCCACAACGUCAAUCUUUCUUGGUUCCGUUUCAUCUUGACACUGUUGUUUUAAUGCGCCCCUUUCUAUCCUCGUAAUUAUGUUCCCUACGCCUAGCUGUAAGUACAAUGUUGCUCUCGUUGCUCGUCUGUACCGACAUAUUUAUACCCAUCCAAAAUUGUAUACCAUUUACGUC